Molecule: messenger RNA, 3424 nt
Organism: Octopus bimaculoides (California two-spot octopus)
Lineage: Eukaryota; Metazoa; Mollusca; Cephalopoda; Octopoda; Octopodidae
Product: putative methyltransferase-like protein 24
Source: RefSeq, a predicted model, not a curated record
UAUUUUGGUCUAAUUUUAUAAACUAUUCUCAACACUAUAAUUUGCCGGCAAAGGCCAGCAGACUAUGUUUUUCGGCAAUUUGUCGUAAACCAACUUUCGAAACUUGUUAGUACUGACAUGGUCUUGAAAUGAUCGUAAGUAAGAAGCGACUCUGUUUAAAAGCUUAUAUCCUGACUAUACUUGGCCUUUUUGUAUAUCUUAUAAUUUCGAGCAUUCAUACUGAACCUUCUCCGAUUUUACCGUCCACAGAAGAGUUGGAUGCAAAAUCAGCAUCAGAUCUUGAAGAUUUAUUUCAUGGAUUCAUGAACCAAAUUCAGGUGACGUGUAACAAGAUAAUGCGUGUUGGUUCUUUGGGAGAUGGAGGAUGGAAUGUUUGUUUGGAUAAUGGAUAUUUUCCCAUGGUGCCUUGCUUGGUAUACUCAUUUGGAAUUGGUCUUGAGUCAAGUUUUGAUGUUGAGAUGCAGAAAAUCUUUAGCUGUGAAGUGCAUUCCUUUGAUCCUUUUGUAAAUAAAACAAGAAUUCCAAAUCUUUCUUUGAUGAAUUUCCAUCCUAUUGGAAUAAUGGAUAAAACGGAUGUUGUUAGUGACAGAUCGUUUAUGACACUCUCAGACAUUCGCAAGUAUUUAAAUCACACAGAGAACAUAUUUAUUUUGAAAAUAGAUAUAGAGAUGGCAGAAUGGCGCUCCCUGACAAAGGCAAUCUCUGACGGUGAACUGGAUCUUGUAAAGCAGUUGUUAGUUGAGUUUCAUGUGCUAUAUUACACUGCAGAGUCCAAGUGGAAUGCUUUCCAUAAUGCUCUUAUUAUUAUCAAGAAAUUGAUGGAUCUUAACUUCCGAACAUUCUCAAUAACGAAGAACAAAGACUGCAAUUAUGUCAGUCAUAAAAAUAUUCUGUUGACCAAAUGUUACAACGUCCACAUGGUUAAAGUUAGUUAAAAUAUAUUGUCAGUAAUAUAUAUAUAUAUAUAUAUUCUUCUUUUACUUGUUUGUCAUUUGACUGCGACCAUGCUGGAGCACCACCUUUAGUCAAACAAAUUGACCCCAGGACUUAUUCUUUGUAAGCCCAGUACUUAUUUUAUCAGUUCCUUUUGCUGAACUGCUAAGUUUUGGGGCAUAAGCACAUGAACAUCAGUUGUCAGGCGAUGGAGCAGGGGGGGGGGCAAACACAUAAUACAUACAUGCAUAUAUGUAUAUACACACACACACACACAUACACGACAGACUUCUUUCAGUUUCCAUCUACCAAAUCCACUCACAAGGCUGUGGUCAGCAUCAGGCUACAAUAGAAGACAGUUGCCCAAGGUGCCACGCAGUGGGACUGAACCCACAACCACAACCAUGUGGUUGGAAAGCAAGCUUCUUACCACACAACCACACUUGUAGCUAUAUAUAAUAAUAUAGAUUUAAUCAAAAAAUUAAAUGUGGUACUUAAAAUGUUUGAGGCACCAGAAUUUGGUAGGGUAAAAACCAAAAACAAAAUCAAGAGAUUUGGUGAAUAAAAUUUGAAGAAAAGCAACAAAAAUGCAUUAGGUUAUAGCAGUACGUACGUUUCGUACAAACUUCAUUUAUUUAUGUAGUGAGAACACCACAUAAGAUGUGCAAUGAAAAUGUACUCCUCAGCUGCAUAAUGGAAGUUCAUUUCAGAAAGUCAUUUUGUAAAUGUGUAGGAUACAAGAGUAGGAUAUAUAUAUAUAUAUAUAUAAAUAUAAAUUUUCUUUUUGGGAAAAUUGACAUCACAAAUUGUGAAUAGCUGUAUUGUUGGUUAGAGGUUACAGGUAGGACAAUCAUUUUCACCUGGUGGUGAAAAUGUUGAGGCAGAAUUUGAUGUAUAUGAUGCUGAACAAAUUUAUAAGGGACUUAAUUUGAAAAACUCUGUACUUUUGAUCUUGAAUCUUUAAUCUUGUUUCAGUCAUUAGACUGUGGAUGAGGUUACAGGUGCUCGUUUGGAGCGUCUCUAUUGCUGUACCACUAAGUUAUGGGGACAUAAACAAACCAACACUUGUCAAGUGUUGUAUGGUGGGAACUAACAAACACACACACACACACACACACAGACAUUAUUAAAAUAAACAUUUUUAAAUGCAGUAGGGUUAACAUUGUAUUACUAGUGAGACAACCAAAUCAAGAAACCUCUUUUUUACACCUUGUGCAUCCUUCACUUUCUGUUUACAGUCCCCUCAUAAUUUGGAAUGAAUUAUCUUCCUUAUACUUUUGGCACUAUAUCUUCCUGUUUUUUCAUUUUUUUUUUAUGGGUGACAGGCAAUUGAGAUUAAAUGCUAGUACCAGGCUUUCAGCUGAAAAAGGGAAAUGAAUGUAACUUUAACAAUCACAGGCACACCUCACCCCAUGUCAUUAAUUGGUUCCAGGAGACAUGACUUAAGUCAAAUCAACUUCUCUUUCGGCUAGGCUAGGCCGAAUUUACCUGUCUCUAGGCUAAACUGAUAAUAAACAUUCCCAGUUCUGUACUUUAAUUAUGAACACAUUUUCAAUAAUACAUGGUUAAUAAAGACCUAUUUUAAGCUUACAAACAAGCAAUAAAAAAAUUUUUUUAAUACAGUACAGUAAAAAAGAAGCAAUCUAAAUUUACGAAUACAAUUUGGCUGUGUUUACCAUACAUCAUGGACACUUUAUGAAUGCGGUUUGCAAUAAGACAUGGUAACAUAAAAGCCUUUUUUUAAGCUUAAAAAACAAAUUCAGUAAUUAUUAUUAUUUGCAAUAGUAAAAAAAAAAACUAAAUUAUUUAAAAUUUACCAAUACGUACAUACAGUUUGGUGGUUUACAUCGUGGAUGUAGAUGGCUGUAAAUUGUCAAUAUUUACAUCUGACUCUGGCUGUUCUUCGAUGCAUUCACUAAGCUACACUACUUUAUGGUGUGUAUCUUAACAUUUACUGUACGUAUUUUGAUAUGAUUUUAUAUCCUUUUAUUCUUAUUUAUUGUACAGUAACAUGAUUUUAUGUGUUUUUAACGAUUUUCUAGUAAUUUUACGAUUCCAAUAUUUGUGGUGAACAGACGUAAAAUCAACUAAAAUGACAUGACUUGAUUUUUAUUUUUCCAUACAUUAUUUUUAAAAACUGAUGUAUAAUCGAGAAGACUUAAGCCAAGGUAUGCCUGUAUACUGAAGAUUCUUUAGGCUUUAUUAUAAACUCAAGAAUCUUAAAGGAUGCUAUCCCUUUCUUUGUGAAGGUGUCAGUAAUUUGUACAUUUGUUGGACUCCAUGAAAUCUCUGCAAUUUCCUUUUUGCCUAUCAUUCUUCCCAGGAUGGCCAUCUCUGUGUGAAGCCUUUUGUCUAAAAUUUAGUGUACUGUAUCAAACAGGCAAGAAUUGUCUGUCUUGCUAGGCAAUUUUAUGUUUUUCAUUAUUAUUCUCUAACUGAAGCAAUUCUAAUAAAAAUCUUCUAUAAAAUAUACAUGCUUCUGCCAUGUCAA